GCCUCAGGGCCCUUGUUCUAUCGUUCAGGCGUUGAUAUUUGCGUUAUUUAAUUCUUUAAAUAAGCACCGAUUCCCAGCGGGCGCGCCCACACUUAUAGCCUUCCUACAUCUGCUCCUGGUGCCUUGUGUGCCGCGAAACCCCAGCGAUGAGUACCGAUGGACCACCGAUCAUCGACCUGUCAAACUUUGAGGAGCGCAAAGAAGAAAUCAAAGAUGAGCUGAUGAAGGCAGCAACCACCAUAGGCUUCUUCUACAUCACCAACCACGGCAUCCCUCAGGAGCUCAUCGACCGCGCAUUUGCCAUCAAUGACCGCUACUUCAAUCAGCCAGCAGAGGUGAAGGCCAAGUACCCCUCCACUGACUGGGCAGCUGUCAAGCUGCUGGGCUAUGAAGUCAACAGCAUGAGUGAAGGAGGACUCGUGCGGGAGAGCUGCAUCCAGAAAUUCCCUGUGCACAAGGAAAUGGAGAAGGUCUGGCCCCGUGAGGAGGACUGCCCCAACUUCAAGGACACGACAAUUGAGUUCAUGGAAGCUCUGCCUCCAGUCGUGGACCGCCUCAUGUCUCUGUUUGCGCUGGGCAUCGGCUUCCGCGAAGACUACUUCAAGGAUAUCACUGAUGUCAACAAUGUGGAGAACAACACUUUCCUGCAGUACCACAAGUACCCCUCCUGGGAGGGGGUUGACCCUUCCACAUGGGAGCAGGGUGUAAAUCGCAUCACAGCCCACACCGACGAAUCUCUCAUGACUCUCCUCUUCACAAGCCCUGGGUCUGUUGGACUGGAGCUGGCUGCUGGCAAGGACGGGCAGGCAGUCGGCAGUGAGAAUGGCCACUACACGGUGGACAAGUGGACGGACUGCCCUCCGAAGCCAGGAUGCAUCACUGUGAAUGUGGGGGACCCGCUGCAGUUCUGGAGUGACGGCCUGCUCAAAUCCAACUACCACCGCGUUCGCAUGCCCAAGCCUGGCGAGUCGCUGGCUGCCCGCUACUCCAUGGGCUGGUUUGUGUGGCCCAAGGAUAAUGUCCUCAUCCAGGGUCCUCAGAAAAAGUACCCUCCCACGACCAUGACUGAGUUCAUGAAGGUGAAGGGCGCGUUGUAUGGAGCCAGCUUCAACCCUGAUCCCGAGGUGUACAAGGCAAAUCAGCACAUCGCCUUUGGGCUACCACAGGUUGCCGCAACAGCAAUUCCAGCUGCCUCUUGAAUAGAAUUUUAGGGAUAUUGAUGACUCAGCCGAGGCUGUGAUAGCUAUUUUUCGGGGGUUGUGACAGCUGUUCCCGCCAAUAUCUUUGAUAUGGAUUGAGGAAGGGUAAGCGCUAUGGUGAGACAGGAACAGGGUUCAGAGUCAGCUUUUUCCAUCUUCAAGUACGGUCCUUGUGAAGGAUGCCUUGUGCAGGCUCGCUGAAUAGGAUAAGGCCAAGGCCGAAGUCAAAGUCAUCUACUUCUUUCACCGUCCUUUCCUUUCAUGUACAUGUGUUCUUGGCAAACACCUGUUUCUAGUUCUACUCUGUGUUGCGGAAGUGUAUCAUUCUCAUGCUUGAGAAAUGAGCGGCACGUUCGAUAAAGAAGUGAUAUGUUCAACAUGCACCUCCUGUGUAACAAUUUAUAAGUAGUAGCG
Molecule: messenger RNA, 1613 nt
Organism: Coccomyxa subellipsoidea C-169
Lineage: Eukaryota; Viridiplantae; Chlorophyta; Trebouxiophyceae; Coccomyxaceae
Product: Clavaminate synthase-like protein
Exons: 10
Coding region: 147-1199 (350 amino acids)
Molecular function (GO): dioxygenase activity
Source: RefSeq, a predicted model, not a curated record